Messenger RNA from Orbicella faveolata, 6042 nucleotides. Its product is annotated as von Willebrand factor A domain-containing protein 8-like. Gene Ontology annotation, molecular function: ATP binding; ATP hydrolysis activity. Gene Ontology annotation, cellular component: cytoplasm. Lineage: Eukaryota; Metazoa; Cnidaria; Anthozoa; Scleractinia; Merulinidae. The record is from RefSeq and is a predicted model, not a curated record.
UGAAAGGAAGUAAAGGAGAGGAAACUAAAAUACUGGAAAAAGAAAAUAUAAAAUAUGGAUCAUUAUAGUCCCCAGACUCCUAGUCGAGGUUGAACACUCGGAAUCCAAUAUGGCGGGCAGAACAUCGUGAUCAAUUGCGAAUAUAGAUGCCUUAAAAUCACUGAUCAUGACGGAUUAUGAAGCGAAAUGUGUACUUGCAGUUGUUAAGUUUCGAUUUUUUGCCAUAAUUUCCCAAUCUAGCAGCUCUUGAAAGCGCUUUUCCGAUGCUAUCUAGACACGUGUUACGUCAUUUGUGCAUGCGUGAUUUCAGCUGUGUUAGUGAUCAGAUCCAUGCAGUUUAGAGAUAUUUUGCCUCCAGAUGCUUAGAUUUUUGUUGAUGUCGAAUGGUAAAGCCACAAAGCGUCUUCAUGCCUUGGCUAACUCGUUCAGAGUUCCUCUAAGACAGCUGUGUUCAGAUGGUGCUGUUAGUAUUGGAGAUGUGAGUAUCAAACUGAAGACACCCUCUUCUCCAGAGUUAGUUCCAGUAAAGUAUGUCAAUGGAGAACUUCCUCAAUCAGUGCUCAAGAAUCUGCGAUGGGUCAUGCAAAAGGAUAAACUGGGUCAGGAUGUUUUUCUUAUUGGACCUCCAGGGCCAUUAAGGAGACUGCUUGCCAUGCAAUACCUGGAGUUGACCAAGCGUGAAGUUGAAUACAUUGCAUUGUCUCGUGACACCACUGAGUCAGAUCUAAAACAGCGAAGAGAAAUCUCCUCAGGGACUGCCUAUUAUGUCGACCAGUGUGCUGUACGUGCUGCAACCAGGGGAAGAGUACUGAUACUUGAGGGAAUCGAGAAAGCUGAACGUAAUGUACUACCGGUGUUAAACAACCUUCUUGAAAAUAGGGAGAUGCAGCUAGAAGAUGGACGAUUUCUGAUGGCUGCCAAGAGAUAUGAUGCUCUUUUAAAAGAGCAUUCUGAACAAGAAUUGGAUGCAUGGAAGCUUGUGCGAGUCAGUGAGGACUUUAGAGUCAUUGCACUGGGGUUGCCUGUGCCUCGUUACCAUGGGAACCCUCUGGAUCCCCCACUGAGAUCAAGAUUCCAAGCAAGAGACAUUCAUCUGUUACCAUUCAAGGAUCAGCUUGCUGUUCUUCAAUCUGCCUGCCCCAGUUUACCCCAAGAAAGGCUAUCACAAUUGGCCUCAUUUGCACACACAUUACAAUCAACAGAGCUGGCUUCUGUUGGACUUCCAGACUUUCCAAUUCACAAUCUUGUAAAUAUUGUACGAAUUAUGGACAUAAAUCCAAAACACUCAUUAGAAGAACUCAUUCACAGGCUGUAUCCCUAUGAUGUCAUAUUUGGUGACGAAGGACAAAAGGUUGUCAGGGAUGCACUCAAGACAUUCAAUCUUGAUGACAGAAAAACCAAGAAAUCCUUGUCUACGUCGGUUGGUAGAAUAAAUAAAAUAAGCACUGAAUCUUCUGUGUCCAAAGCAUCUGUUGAGCUUGUCACAGGAAAAUGGAACACGGUGUUUGAAACUCAUGCUGGCAAUGACAUGACUCGCAUAAAGGAGAACAAACCAGAUGAAUUACAGUUUGUCAUGACAGAAUCACAUUCAAAGUUAUUAGCAGACAUGCUGGAGUCUCACGCCGUUCAUGAUUUCUGUGUUGUUGGACCAAAGGGUUGUGGAAAAAGUGUGCUUGUCCAACAGUUUGCCAAUUUUCUGGGCUACAAUAUUGAACCUGUUGUGCUUUACCAGGACAUGACUGCUAGAGAUUUACUCCAACAACGUAUCACUUUAGCCAAUGGCGACACAAGCUGGCGGUACUCACCUCUGGUAAUGGCUGCCCUGGAGGGAAGCAUUGCAGAGUUGGAUGGAAUUCACAGAGUGAAUCCUGGGACACUUGCUGUACUGCAAAGGCUUAUCAGUGAAAGGGAACUAUCUCUGUAUGAUGGAACAAGGCUGUUACACCAUGACCGAUAUCAAGUGAUAAAAGAAGACAACAACUGGUCUGAUGAAGAAAUGGCCUCCAGGGGAGUCUUGUGCAUUCACCCAUCAUUCCGCAUCACUGGAUUGGCUGAGCCUCCUGUGAUUGGCAGCUCUCAACCCCAGUGGCUGAACUCUGAACUUUUGUCCAUGUUUCUGUUCCAUCAUGUAAGCCCACUCUCCAAACAGGAAGAAGCACAGGUGAUAUACGACAUGGUACCAGGAGCCCCACGUGAUGUUAUGGACAAGCUGCUUGAUCUCACGGGCAAGCUGCGAUCGUCAAAAGAUCCAACGGUUUCGUCCAUUGCAUCGUCAUUGUCCACUAGACAGCUUCUCCGCAUUGCUCGUCGCCUUGCAAAUUAUCCAGCUGAAGAUCUCGAGCAUUCAAUCCACAAGGCUUGUUUAGCAAGAUUUUUACCAAGGCUGGCUGCUUCAUCGCUGGAAAAAGUCCUGAAUGAUUCUGGAAUACACGUCCAGAAAGAUCCUUCUGAACAAGAGCCAACAGAUGCCACUGACUUUGUCUGUGAGUACAUUUACAUGUUUCAGACUCUAGCAAAGUCGCUCUAUCAAACUCAGCACNACAUGUUAAAAGACUUCAUGCUUGGGGAGCAUUUACUACUCGUUGGAAAUCAGGGUGUUGGUAAAAACAAGAUUGCCGACAGAUUUUUACAUCUGUUGAAUCGUCCAAGGGAAUACAUUCAGCUACACAGGGACACAACAGUUCAGUCUCUCACGCUACAGCCGAAUGUUCAAGAUGGAGUCAUUAUUUACGAAGACUCGCCGCUGGUUCGCGCGGUUAAGUUUGGUCACGUGUUAGUUGUUGAUGAGGCAGACAAAGCGCCUACUCACGUGACCUGCAUACUUAAGUCCUUAGUGGAGAGUGGAGUGAUGGUUCUUGGAGAUGGGAGACGAAUUGUGACAGGUGACGAUACAGCGCCUCUUCCUAGUAAUGCUAUCAGGGCUCAUCCAGACUUCAGGAUGAUUGUUCUUGCAAAUCGGCCAGGAUUUCCUUUUUUGGGAAAUGACUUCUUUGGAGCUCUUGGUGACAUAUUUAGCUGUCACGCAGUGGAUAAUCCAGACUUCGAGUCAGAAAUGGCCAUGUUGCGUAAGUACGGUCCCAGCGUUCCUCAGGAACUUCUGCAUAAGCUGGUGAACGCGUUUGGUGAAUUACGCUCCCGAGCUGAUCAGGGUUUGAUCUCAUAUCCUUACUCUACCAGGGAGGUGGUCAGCGUCGUCAAACACUUACAGGCUUUUCCCGAUGAGGGCUUGGCCAAUGUCGUCCGCAAUGUGUUUGAUUUCGAUUCAUAUCACCCGGAAGUGAAGGAGGUGGUAACAGAAGUGCUACACAAGCAUGGAAUCCCUGUGGGAGCCUCAACCAGGAACAUCAACUUGUCGAAAGAGUUUCCUCUGCCUUCCCCAACCCUGGUCUCUACCUGGAAAAUUUCUGGGGACGAGGAUGGUUUCAAUGCCGGAAUCAACUGUCCUGUGGAGGAAAGAAAACUUAAGAUGCGGGGCCCUGCAACUAUUCCAGUAAAACCCAGAGAAGUUGAGCGUUUCAACGAUCGUUCAUACGGCUUCUCUGAACAAGUCGGUCACUGGGAUCUUCCGAUGCACGAGGGAGGAGUGGUAAUGAGUGUUGCUGCUGGACCUGGAGGAAACCAAGGCGACUGGAUCCACACCCUGGCAUUCAACCCAGUCUCUCUCUACUCACAACAGACCAAUCAGGACACAGUAUUAUGUAUGGACCUUUAUGAGAUGUUUCCGCGGUACAAUUACGCGGUUCCCCAGCUCAAAAUGGCGGCCUUAGGAGGGGACCUCCAGGGUCAGGUGCUUAUUCACGAAAUGGACUCAAACUCGUUAUUCCUAUUAAACCCUGCAGAAAAGGAGCUUCGAUCCCUUAACUUUAAAUCGAUUGUCGACAACACCAAGGAGAAACUUACGCGCCAUUUUUCGGUUGACAAGGGAAAAUUUUUAAUGAGUUCAGAAUUUGCCCACGAGAACAUAAUUAUUGUUUAUCAAGAGGAUAGCAAUAAAAUGGACGUCGUGGAUUUAAUCAACAACACAACUCAGCAUAUCACCAUGCCCUUCAUCAUUGGACAGUUUCACCCUUUCUCACGUGACUUGUGGCUCGUGUGUGAGACUGGGACAGACCGGAAUUACCUACUGACAAAACCUUACCCGGAAGCGUCUGCUCCUUGCGUGCUUCAUCCAAUUGAAAGCAGUAACUUGAGCGGGGAGGAAAAUGGACGGUGGAAAGCGAUAUCAGCUCGGAGUUUACCACCCGGAGCGCUUUCCGCAAUUGUCAGAGAGGAGAAGAGAUCAAGAAGUAAUCGAUUGUUGGUCGGUUCUGAAGACUAUGCGACUGUGGCGGUAGCACAGCCCGAUCAAAUGCUUGAAAAGUCGCCUGUCAGUUUUUAUUCGUUUCAGAGGGAAAAGCAAAACAAACCCGUGGAAUCAGAGCACAAAAAAAAUCCUUUGGACAAACUUAUCUCAGAUGACACAGUCCCUCCUCUGUGUCUUCCCGCCACGGCCCAAGUUGUCCGUUUGGUCCCAGGUUCCUCUGUUCCCAAGAACGAAGAUCAAAUAACGAAAGAAGACGAGGAUCCUUAUAACUUCCGAGCGCAAAGCCCUUUGGGAUACAUGGAAGUUACAGAUGUUGGUAGAAGGUCUGUGCGUUACAUACCAUUCCCAGGCCGGCACGACCUAUCACUGUACGCGCGUUUGGCGGGAAAACCCUUGGUAAUGGCGCCAACGACAUAUGAAGGUAUUGUGACGGUAGACGUAGCCGGCCGCGUUAGGCUGUGGGAGACUGGUGUGACGAAUCUCGUACGGUCAUUGGAGAAAUGGAAGGGACUCAUUGGGGAGGACUAUCAGGGCCCCUUACAGGUUAAUUACUCGAGGGAAAGUGGAGAGGACGUCACGAGUCCAAAACAUGGCAAGGUGGACCCUAAUAAUGCACCUCAUGUAGGCGGGAACACGUGGGCUGGGGGCACCGGGGGCCGUGAUACCGCGGGGCUCGGAGGUAAAGGGGGACCUUAUCGGCUCGAUGCAGGACAUGACGUGCAUCAGUUAUCCGAUGAAGAGAAAGACGCAGUCCCGGAUGACGUCAAGCGGGCUGCGCGUGAUAUGGGUCGGCGUGCAUUUAAACAGAGAUUGCGUGAAAUCCAGAUGAGCGAAUAUGACGCCGAGAUGUACGAAUCUUACUCGUCACGUGUUCGCCGCCAGGUCCAGUCUCUGCGCGUCAUUCUUGACAGUCUGCAGGCCCGGGGAAAAGAGCGAGUGUGGCUUCGGAACCAGACCUCUGGCGAGCUGGACGACGGCAAGUUAAUCGAAGGACUAACUGGAGAAAGAGCGAUUUACAAGAAACGAGGAGAGGAAGACCCCGAGCAAGGAACUCCUCAACGCCUUCCUAAGCGCCUACGAUUUGUAGUGGAUGUCAGCGGUAGCAUGUAUCGAUUUAACAGCUUAGACGGGAGACUACGGCGGAUGAUGGAGGCAGCGUGCCUGGUGAUGGAAGCAUUUCAUCAGUAUGACAACAAAAUUAAGUACGAUAUCGUUGGCCAUUCCGGCGAUUCUCCCGAGAUUCCCUUCGUUUCCCAUGAUGCACCGCCAAAGAACAACAAGGAGCGCCUCGACGUCAUGAAACAGAUGCAUGCGCACGCGCAAUAUUGCUGGAGUGGUGACCAUACUUUGGAAGGCACGGAUUUAGCGAUCACGCGGAUAACAGCCGAGGAGGCCGACGAUUAUUUUGUUGUCGUACUCAGCGAUGCAAAUCUCGAGCGAUAUGGUAUACCCGCUGAGGCUUUUGGGAAGGCAUUGACGUCAGAUCCACGUGUGAACGCCUUCGCUAUUUUCAUCGGUUCCCUUGGUAACCAGGCAGACAGGUUAGUGAAAAAGCUGCCAUCAGGUCGGGCCUAUGUCUGCAUGGAUACCAAACAUCUGCCGCAAGUCCUGCAACAAAUCUUCACCUCCGCCAUGUUGACUUCAAAAUAAUAACUGAAUCAACGAGAUCUAGAGCUUUGAGUUAUGGGAUAGGUCAUGUAAAGUGCGAGGGAAGUCUGUUGUUAGAAUCAAUAAAGAAU